This is a messenger RNA of Pocillopora damicornis (cauliflower coral), 902 nucleotides long. RefSeq lists its product as uncharacterized. Lineage: Eukaryota; Metazoa; Cnidaria; Anthozoa; Scleractinia; Pocilloporidae. The record is from RefSeq and is a predicted model, not a curated record.
AAAUGCUGAGGCAAGGGUUGUUCGGCGAAGAGGGGCGGGAGAGGGAGGGGAAAGUGGAGAUGUCCCUUGCCCACCCUUGUUGAAGGAUUAUAAUAAUUGCAUGGGUGGGGUUGAUCAAGCUGAUCAAAUGCUAAGGUAUUACACUUGUAUCAGGAAAACAGUGAAGUGGUACCGUCGUGUUCUUUUCCAUGAGGUAGAGGUGGCCAUUCACAAUGCCUUUGUCAUUGAAUGCCAUGAAAGGGAGGGAACAAACAGACCUAGGAGGGUUGCUUUGGACUUCAGGUAUGAGUUGGCCGAGGGUCUGAUAGGGAAUUCCCGUACCCAACCAAAGACCCCAAAUGCGCCACGAAAUGAGGAGUUACGACUCCAAAAUGUGGGUGCACAUAUGCCAGAAAUGCUUGCAACUAGGGGAAAUUGUGCUGUUUGCAGCAAAAAAAUAAGACUAUCUCAUAAAAAUGACUUCAAAGAUGUUCCCAAGGAUAGGUCACCCCCAGUUCCAUAUGUGCCACGCCCAAGCAUAUUUUGCAGGGUGUGUAAUGUUUUCCUGUGCAUCCAGAAGGAUCACAACUGUUGGGGUGAUUAUCAUUCUAAAGUAGAGUACUGGAGAUAGAAUUAAUUUUGUAGACAAUUUUACCUUGCAUUUUAAACAUUUGGGUCUUGCUACAGGCUUUGUAAAUUGAAAAAUGUUAAUUUUUUAUAUUAAAAUAUAUUUUUUAUUAAGUUUAUUAAUAUUUUAUUAGAAGCUGUGACUAUAUGACACUGUAUUAAAUGAUAUAUUCUUAAAAAGAAAUGUCUAAAGUUUCAUUUGAUAUCUCAUUUAUGGUAGUAUGUUGACCAUUAAACAACUUAGAAACAUUUAUUUGUUGGUCCUCUUGUAUCCUUAAAAUCCACCCCCGGGAGCC